AUGGCACCACAGCCUCUCGUAAAUCGUGUUGGUACACUUGUCAAGCACCCUCAAUUCACUUGGUGGUGCGGUCAUUGUAUCGUAUUUUUUUGUUCUAUAAUCCAAACUUAUUAUUGGAUCACUUUUCGCGCUGUUGACGGAGCAAGUUAUUAUUACACGGCCUAUUUAGGAGCAAUGUUGAGUUAUGGGGUCGUGAUCUAUAAAUCAUUUGGAACACCAGCACCAACUUGGGAAUACUUUCAAAAGAUUAAUCGAGACGAAAAUGUGUUUUAUCUUGUGCUGGCAUGUGUAUGGUUUAUGAAUGCGCCAGUAUUCGCAAAUAUCCUUCCAACAUUUUUUCCAUCGACAGUUUUUGGCCCCUCUUCUUCACAUUCAUCAUCAGCUUCUCCUUAUGAACAAUAUGCAGCAAAUACUUCGAGAUUCAUUCAAAGUUGGGUUCAUAAAAAUUACGAUAAGGCAAUGAGGACUGUUAGUUUCGUUGAAGUUGUUGUGAUUACUAAUGUACUAAUUUGGAAUGUUUUAACAUUUUUCACAUUAUUUGUGUAUUUCAUAUUCCUUCGCAUGCGUUAUCAUAUGAAUACAUACACACAGCAAGCAUUUUCGGAUGUAGCUCGAUUUUUGGAUGGGAUGCUAUUGCCUUCAGCGAAUAAUAAUAUUCAUCCUUUCGUUUCAAAUUUGUAUCGACAGGCCAAAUCUGCAGUUAUUUGGGCUGGUCGUUUUCAACCACAAUCUGGCCGUUUUAAUUCACAAUCUACAAACCCACAAUCUAGCCGUUUUCAGUCGCAAGCUGGAAGUACGCGCUCUGAAAAUGUACGUGGCGGAAGCACACAGCCAUGA
Messenger RNA from Scutellospora calospora, 837 nucleotides. The record is from the annotation of a GenBank genome assembly. Lineage: Eukaryota; Fungi; Glomeromycota; Glomeromycetes; Diversisporales; Gigasporaceae.